AUGGCCAACAAUGCCAAUGAUGGAGCCUUUGGGUUGGAAGACGUGCCAGAUUUGCCUGAAGCACCCACGGAACAGCCCAAGUACAACCGGGAUUACCAUCGACUCUUCGUCAAAUUCAUGAGCUGGCUGCACAAGAGGACGUACACCAAGGCGGCUCGCUUCCAACCCAGUGCUUUGAGGGGCAUCCAACCACAUCACGUUGCCGACUACUUGAAAUGGCGUGCUGCCACAUGGAAUGGAACCUCCGGCAAUCCAACCAAGUCCGAUCCUGUGAACGAAGUGGUCAAGGAAGUCAAGAAAGCGGAGACUCAACACCGCGGCAAGAAGUCCUGUGCCACCAGGGAUUUGACGGAAACAGAGUAUCGCAAGGUGGUCCAUGAACUCUACGGCAAAGGGAGCUUUGAAUCGACCAUCCGUACAGCCUGCAUGUUGAAGCAGCAAGUCCAUCUCAUCACCAGGACGCGACGACAUCUCCAAGUUGAAGUAUUCCGACUACAAGCCGCAUCCAGACUUCCCUUUUGCGCUCAGUUGCAAGGUGAAUUGGUCCAAGAAUAUUUUGGAACGACAAUGCCCGACCAAAUCAUUCUUGGGUCGAUGGAUACCGACUUUUGUGCCAUGCUCGGAUUGGCGAAUUACAUGGAGGCGUCCUCAACUACGGGUAUGGCGCCGUGGUCGGGAAGAUGCAUUCUCUUUACUCCCGAAAGCAUCCCAAGUUGGCUCCCAAGCACUCAACGCAGCCUACCGCAACAUUCUCAAGGCUGUCUUUUUGUCGGCUCCAUUUCUGUGCUGUGGCGCUCCUCAUUGCCGGUGUUCUUGGGAGUCACAGCAUUCGGAAGUUUGCUGCAACUCUGGCAAGAGGGAUGGUGCUACCUGCUGACGAAGUUGACAUUCGAGGUCGCUGGAAGGCUCGCUUAUCUGGACGGGUUGUUGAUGCCUACAUUUGCCUGA
Molecule: messenger RNA, 948 nt
Organism: Seminavis robusta
Lineage: Eukaryota; Bacillariophyta; Bacillariophyceae; Naviculales; Naviculaceae
Source: the annotation of a GenBank genome assembly